Messenger RNA from Epinephelus lanceolatus (giant grouper), 1723 nucleotides. RefSeq names its product 5-hydroxytryptamine receptor 3A. Gene Ontology annotation, molecular function: extracellular ligand-gated monoatomic ion channel activity; transmembrane signaling receptor activity. Gene Ontology annotation, biological process: monoatomic ion transmembrane transport. Gene Ontology annotation, cellular component: membrane. The record is from RefSeq and is a predicted model, not a curated record. Lineage: Eukaryota; Metazoa; Chordata; Actinopteri; Perciformes; Serranidae.
UUUGUCCUGACCACAGGUGUUGUAAGCAUGAAGGACAGUGUGCACAGUGAAACCCUUUACACUCCCACUUGAUGUCACACUGAGGUCUCAUUAUGUUGGCUUUUUGCUUCAGCUGCUGGUCAACAAUAGAACUGCACAGCUUCACAGCUUAAAAGGGUUUGCUCAGUUUGAGAUGGAGACAAACAGCCAUGGCAGCUCUGAGGACUCUAGCUUUUCUUGCUUUAAUUGCACUUGUUUCCAGCAGCGAGACAUCAGACUGCUCAUACAUUGACCUUCUGAAUCACUUAGACCUGACAACAUCAAAUGAUCUUCUGGCAGUGAUGCGCCCUGUGAAGAACUGGACUACACCCACCCUCGUUAAGAUGGACAUGGUGUUGUAUGGUAUUUUAGGAGUGGAUGAGAAGUCUCAAACUGUCACGAGUCACAUCUGGAUUCAAAUGCGUUGGACAAAUGAAUUCCUGACCUGGAAUUCAUCAGACUUUUGUGGCAUCAAUGUGUUGACCAUUCCCAGAUCGCGGCUGUGGAUCCCAGAUGUAGAUAUCCAAGAGGAUGUUUCUGAUACUGGGAGCAUUGUGAAGAGUCCAUUUGUCAGUUUGUCUCCCGACGGUACAGUGUUGUCAAACGCACGUCAGCGACUGACCUCCACCUGUCAGCUGAAUCUCAACCUGUUCCCCUUUGAUUCACAAAACUGUACCAUCACCUUUACAUCCAUGAAUUCCAACGUGGCAACUAUAGUUCUAGGAACACUCAGGAGUGACACAAUCCUUACUGAACUCUCUGAGCUGAUCAUGGUUACAAAGGGAGAAUGGCAACUCGAACAAAUGGAAAUUAUCACUUUGUCUCUACCUGAAGAAAGUUGGCAAAGCAAACUUAUAUACAUAGUGACAAUCUCCAGGAAGCCGUUGCUUUAUGUGAUCAAUUUCAUCGUGCCCCUGCUUUAUUUUCUUGUCCUGGAUUUGGCCUCCUUCUUCAUCAAUGAGGCCAGAGGUGAAAAGCUGAGCUUCAAAGUGACUGUGCUCCUGUCCAUAUCUGUCCUACUGCUGAUUCUUAAGGACAUGUUGCCCUCCACUGAAGACAAGCUGCCAAUGAUCGCCACGUACUGUGCUGUGAUCUUUGCCCUGGUGGGACUAAGCGUUUUGGAGGCCAUGCUGGUCAGCUUCCUAAUCGACCUUGAUGGUUAUUGUGGUAAGAAGUCUCAACUCUCUGUAAAAGCCCAAGUGGAUAUUCAACUGCAAGUCGACUCUCACACAGAUCCUGCUGGAGCUGAGGAGACUCCAGAGAAAAAUGACAUCCCUCUGGAUUUGCCCAAAGGCCCCAACCUGUUGAAACAAAUCCUGGAGGAAGUGAAGGCAGCUCGACAGGAAGCCGAAGGGCAAGACAAAGACAAGAGGAAGCCUGGACGCUACUUAAGAGUGGCUAAAAUUAUAGACUCUGUGUUCUUUACCUUCUAUUUUGUAGCUGUUGUGGUUUUUCUGACAUGCAUGAACGUAGUGUGGAUUUUACAAAUAGAGUAGAAAUGAUUUGUGUAUAAUCUGCCAGUGCGUGCUUUCUGAAUUACUAAGUACCACUGUUUCUAACCCCCUAACAGAUUACACUGAGCUUUUCAGACAUGACUAACAACCUGCAUGCAAAGUUUGAUAACUUGAAAAUGACUAUAUAUACAGCAUGAUAUGAAAUGGUUAAAUGAUUUGAUGUUUGGAUCAAAGUAAAGUUGAUAAGUGUU